AUGCAUUGUGACAGACCUGCCCCAAACACCGCGUCGAAGGCAGAGGUGUCACCCAAGCUAAGGCCGUUUUUUGCUAAUGCCGACUUCAAAUCACAAGACACGGUACCAAGACAAUUCGUCUGUAAAUUCCCCUAUAACCCCCUCCCACCUCCAGUGAUUCACAAGUCUGGACCCAGUGACUCGGCGGAGCAGGCUACGUUGUCUGCGAUUCAAACGAUUCCAGUGCGAAUUGCAAUGGAAUGGGAAAUUGCAACGCGACAACGCACGAAAUCCGCAUUUCACGCUUCGCUCAAAAGUGCUACAAGCUAUGCUUGCGCAAGCGUUAGGCCCUCGGGACCGUUAACAGAGGGCGACAGACGGACGUCGACACACACCGCCAUCAACGUCACCGAAGAGACUCUGCAUUACAUGACGGAUCUGCGAGCACCAACUCUACAUAACGGCCUCGAUUACGGAAAGGUUAAGGCCAACUUAGCUAAUCCUGUGAGCGACGACGGCAUCUCGUGUUCAGAUCCCUGCCUACCAGCAAAUGAUGGGAUUCUGGCAGCCUCACCGGUCAACCUUGACCUUGAGAACUUGGGAAUUGAGAGUUGUUCGUCUUGGACGCUCCAUUAG
Messenger RNA from Mesocestoides corti, 615 nucleotides. The record is from the annotation of a GenBank genome assembly. NCBI's taxonomy places the organism in Eukaryota, Metazoa, Platyhelminthes, Cestoda, Cyclophyllidea, Mesocestoididae.